Molecule: messenger RNA, 2685 nt
Organism: Lates calcarifer (barramundi perch)
Lineage: Eukaryota; Metazoa; Chordata; Actinopteri; Centropomidae
Gene: surf4l
Product: surfeit 4, like
Exons: 6
Coding region: 244-1056 (270 amino acids)
Biological process (GO): Golgi organization
Cellular component (GO): endoplasmic reticulum-Golgi intermediate compartment; membrane; endoplasmic reticulum
Source: RefSeq, a predicted model, not a curated record
CUUCUGAUGAGUAAUUAUAAUAUUUUAUUAGUCUGAAAAAUGAAAAUAUUCCUAAAUACUUUUCAGACUCAAGACAGUCCACGUGGCAUGUUUUACCCAGCGGGGCCCACAGGGGGCGCCCUCCCGUUCCUCGCAGAGGAUUGUGGGUCGGAGGCAACGGCGAAGCAUCAUCAUCAUCAUCAUCAUCCCACCGGGACUGUAACGCCGUUUGUCCGCGCUGAAGUGCCUUAACAGCGGAGAGAGAUGGGACACGGAGACCUGAUGAGCCAGGCGGAGGAUGUGGCGGACCAGUUCCUCCGGGUCACCAAACACUACCUCCCCCACGUGGCCCGGCUCUGCCUGGUCAGCACCUUCCUGGAGGACGGGGUGAGGAUGUGGUUCCAGUGGGGGGAGCAGAGCGAGUACAUCGACUCCACCUGGAACUGCGGACGCUUCCUCGCCAACACCUUCGUCCUGAUCAACCUGCUGGGACAGCUGGGAGGCUGUGUGCUGAUCCUCAGCAGAAACUUUGUUCAGAACGCCUGUUUCGCUCUGUUCGGGAUCAUCGCCAUGCAGACUGUGGCCUACAGCAUCCUGUGGGACCUCAAGUUCUUAAUGAGGAACCUGGCGUUGGGGGGAGGUCUCCUCCUCCUCCUGGCUGAGUGCAGGGGGGAGGCUCGCAGCGUGUUCGCGGGAGUCCCCUCCCUCGGUCAUCAGAGUUCUCCAAAGCACCUCCUGCAGCUCGGAGGUCGAGUCCUCCUCGUCCUCAUGUUCAUGACGCUGCUGCACUUUGACCUCAGCCUGUUCAGUAUCCUGCAGAACCUGGUGGGCACAGCGCUGAUGGUCCUGGUGGCUGUGGGCUUCAAGACGAAGCUGGCGGCUCUGACUCUGGUGGCCUGGCUGCUCUGCAUCAACUUCACCUUCAACGCCUUCUGGACCAUCCCGUCGUACAAACCCAUGCACGACUUCCUCAAGUACGACUUCUUCCAGACCACGUCGGUGAUCGGAGGCCUGCUGCUGGUGGUGGCCCUGGGGCCCGGGGGGGUCUCUAUGGAUGAGAAGAAGAAGGAGUGGUGAGGGGGGAGGAGGAGGAGGAGGAGGAGGAGGAGGGGUGACACUGGGAGGAAGAACUGAUGCUAAAAAGAGCAGGAGGAGGAAGAAAAGACUGAUGAAAGAUAAGUCAGUGUAACAUCUGUUUAUUCUGUUUCUUCACUCAACCUGGAAAAUUAAAAACAUUCAAGGUUUCAUUUUUCUGUUUUUAUGGAUCAGAAUCCAGCUUUAAAGUGACGCUCCUAAUCAGAUGAUGUUGAAGUGAAGUGCUUCAACCCUGAAGAUCAACAGUCAGAACAGAGUCUUGUGCAGUGAAAACACAGCGCCCUUCCUGCAGAAGAGGACAGGUUAUAAAGUUUGAUGGCUGCUGGUAGAAAAGACUUCCUGUGGCGUUCUGUGCUGGUCCUUGCUGGUCUCAGUUGACCACUGAAGGUGCUCCGGUAUGCUUGAGUCUGUUAGCGUCAGCUGCCUUUACCCCCGACUGACUGCAGUUGUGGACGUAUUUUUUAGGAUGUUUGUGGGACAGUUUGAGGUCCUGUUGGGGAGGAGGGCAGUCUGUGAUGCCUUCAUUCACGGUGCAAAAGCUCUGAAAAAUCAAUCCUUUCGAUUUUUCAGAUUCAUUGUGUGUAAGAAGUACUCACAGAGAACAGGUUCAAGAGAAUUUGAUCAAAUCUGACUCUUUGAAUCUUUUAAAGUUUGUCUGGAUCAAAAAUACCUGCUCGUUCUGUCUGGUUUAUAUCCAGAAACUUUACUGAAUAAAAUGAUUUCGUUGUUUGUCGUUGAAAUCAGACCCAGAGAGUUCAGAGUGAUGCUGAACUGUAGAUCAGUUAAAAAGACUUUGCUCAUCUCUGAUAUCCAGGAAACUGACGCAAAUAUCAAGAAUCAGAAACACAGUUUGGUGUUUGUUACAGCCACAGCACUUCCUGCUCCGGAAGAAGAGGAUCAUGGGUAAUAAGCACUGUUGGGCUGUGUUUCAGUCGGAGGUUUUUAUUUUCUCCUCAUGAAAACCACUGAACCGCUCAAACUGAGAGCAACAACAGAGUUAAUGACCACUCCUGCCUGCAGGGGGCGCUGCUGCUCUGUGAAGCGUUAAAAGAUGAAAAAAGAAACAAAGAAAUCUUGAAUGAUUUUUGAUCAUUUUUCCAGAUGAAGCAGACUCACCUCCUUCUCUCUCUCUCUAUUUAUUUCCAUUUUCACACUCUUCUCCCUCCUUUUGUGUUCAGAGCAACCAAUCACCUUGAUGUGUGUGUGUGUGUGUGUUUGUGUGUGUUGUAUGAAUGUGUUUUAUAACAUUGUGUGAUUUUUACAGACAGAAACAUGUCAUCCUCCUCCAUCACUUCACAUCUAAAACAUCAGAAAUCUGCUUUUUGUUUUUGUUUUUAAGAGACUGUAAUAACUGAAAUUGUCCAGCAGGUGGGAGGAGUUUACUUGUAGGUGGGAGGAGUUUACCUGUAGGUGGGAGGAGUUUACUUGUAGGUGGGAGGAGUUUACCUGCUGCAGCUGCUUCAUUAUUCGUCUGUUUCACGCACAAACCAAACAUGUUUCUGAAGUUUUAAAAUCAGAUUUUAUUUUCUGUCUCGUCUGUGACAAAGUGAAAUAAUUUUCUAUGACGUGUUUUUGUAGAAGAUGUUUAAUAAAUCAGUUCAGCAUUGUCAA